UGCCUGACAAGUAUAUAUAUAUGGGUUCUGUUUUUACUGUUAGCUAGUUUGUGCCCUUUUGUUGUUGUCGUCCCCUGAAAGUCAAAAUGUCCCGGCUAUAUAACAGCCUACCUUGUUUGCCGUAAUUAUUCGAGGGCAUACAUUGUUAAAGCUAUUGUUAAACUAUAUUUCAGAUUUAUUUUUGUUUUGUUUUGUUCACUUGUGACCGAAGAGGAAGUUUCAUCUGGAAACGUCUCUGUAAGGUCAUCUUAAAGCUUAGAGAAGGUCUACGUUUAAGGUAGCAGCCAUGGUGUUGAUUCUGGGCAGAAGGAUGAACAGGGAGGACUCUGGGAUCAGAGACUCACCAGCUGUCAAACGCAAGGUGUUUGAGGUUGACUCCAAAACCUUUGCCAGCCAGGAUGUCUUGGACUUCUGUUCUGGCUCAUCCCACUCAGAGGGCAUUCUGCAGGUAUUCAAUGAGUUUCGCGACUGCCGCCUGUUUACUGAUGUUGUCAUCAGUGUGCAGGGCCGUGAGUUCCCCUGCCAUCGUGCUGUGCUCUCUGCCUGCUCCUCCUACUUCAGAGCCAUGUUCUGCAACGAUCACCGCGAGAGCCGCGAGAUGCUGGUCGAGAUCAACGGCAUCCUGGCUGAGGCGAUGGACUCCUUCCUCACCUAUGUUUACACCGGCCGUGCCAAAAUCACCACAGAGAAUGUCCAGUUCCUCUUUGAGACCUCCAGCCUCUUCCAGAUCUACACACUGCGUGAUGCCUGUGCCAAGUUCCUGGAAGACCAGCUGGACCCUUGCAACUGCCUGGGCAUCCAGCGCUUCGCAGAUGCCCAUGCCCUGAAGCAGCUAGCCAGCCGAUGCCGCAGUUACGCCAUUGCCAACUUCUCAGACGUGGCUCAGCACGAGGAGUUCCUCGACCUACGCAAAGAAGAGCUGGAAGAGUACACUGGUAGUGAUGAGCUGGCCAUCUGUAAGGAGGAGGAGGUGUUUGAGGCAGUGAUGAGAUGGGUGUACCACGAUGUGGAGCACAGGAAGCCCAUGCUUAAGGACCUGCUGCACCAUGUGCGGCUGCCCCUUCUGCACCCCAACUACUUUGUCCAGACAGUGGAGGGAGACCAGAUUAUCCAGAAUGCCCCAGAGUGCUACCAGCUUCUCCACGAGGCCAGACGCUAUCACGUGCUCGGAAAUGAAAUGAUGUCACCCAGAACUCGUCCACGCAGGUCGACUGGAUAUUCUGAGGUGAUUGUAGUGGUGGGGGGUUGUGAGAGAGUAGGGGGCUUCAACCUGCCCUACACUGAAUGCUAUGAUCCAGUCACAGGAGAGUGGAAAUCCCUGGCCAAACUACCUGAGUUCACCAAGUCAGAGUAUGCUGUCUGUGCCCUCCGCAAUGACAUUCUGGUGUCAGGUGGUCGUAUCAACAGCAGGGACGUGUGGAUGUAUAACUCCCAGCUCAACCUGUGGAUCAGAGUGGCUUCUCUUAACAAAGGCCGCUGGAGACACAAGAUGGGCGUCCUACUGGGCAAGGUCUAUGCUGUGGGGGGCUAUGAUGGGCAGAGCCGCCUGAGCAGCGUGGAGUGUUAUGACUCCUUCUCUAACCGCUGGACGGAGGUGGCUCCCAUGAAAGAGGCGGUCAGCUCUCCGGCCGUGGCCAGCUGUGCCGGCAAGCUCUUUGUCAUAGGAGGAGGGCCUGACGAUGACACUUGUUCAGACAAGGUUCAGUGCUACGAUCCAGAGACAGACUCUUGGUUACUGCGGGCCAACAUCCCCAUCGCCAAGCGCUGUAUCACAGCAGUGUCCCUCAACAACCUGAUCUAUGUGUGUGGGGGUCUCACCAAGUCCAUAUUCUGCUACGACCCCGCAGAAGACUACUGGAUACAUGUGGUUCACACCUUUAACAAACAGGAGAGCUGUGGCAUGUCAGUGUGCAACGGCAAGAUCUUCAUCCUUGGUGGCAGGGGGGAAACUGGCGAAGCAUCAGACAACAUCCUGUGUUACGACCCGGCAACAGGGAUCAUCACAGGAGUGGCAGCCAUGCCGAGGCCGAUCUCCUACCAUGGCUGUGUAACCAUCCACCGCUACAAUGACAAGUACCACAGGACCUGACCGUAAACAAGCACACACACACUAAAGAACUUAAACUCUUUUAAAAACUUAAGCUCUUCAAGUUCACCCCCUGCACAACACAAACACACACUUACAACAUACACAUUAAGGAGCUCAGUCCACAGUACCGUUAUUUUCUCACCGCAUCAUGUAGCAAUACUCACUGUGGUGUAGAGCUGGGCAAUAUAUCAAUAUUAUAUCGAUAUUGUGAUAUGAGACUAGAUAUCGUCUUAGAUU
Perca flavescens (yellow perch) is the source of this 2326-nucleotide messenger RNA. It is a transcript of the gene klhl24a, whose product is annotated as kelch-like family member 24a. The transcript has 8 exons. Bases 287 to 2089 code for a protein of 600 amino acids. NCBI's taxonomy places the organism in Eukaryota, Metazoa, Chordata, Actinopteri, Perciformes, Percidae. The record is from RefSeq and is a predicted model, not a curated record. Gene Ontology annotation, molecular function: protein binding.